Cyprinodon tularosa is the source of this 6230-nucleotide messenger RNA. It is a transcript of the gene sh2d3ca, whose product is annotated as SH2 domain containing 3Ca. The coding region runs from base 116 to 2959 and encodes 947 amino acids. The transcript has 16 exons. NCBI's taxonomy places the organism in Eukaryota, Metazoa, Chordata, Actinopteri, Cyprinodontiformes, Cyprinodontidae. Gene Ontology annotation, molecular function: guanyl-nucleotide exchange factor activity; phosphotyrosine residue binding. Gene Ontology annotation, biological process: positive regulation of peptidyl-serine phosphorylation; small GTPase-mediated signal transduction. The record is from RefSeq and is a predicted model, not a curated record.
UACCCAUUUCUGACAGAAAGCUCGUCUUCUUGUUUGACAAGAAGCUGCCUCUCAGCUUCUCCUCUGUUUUGCUGCGGCUGAUCCAUCAGUCACUCAUUCACAGCUGGGCGCCACCAUGAGCCUAAAGAAACUCAGUUUCAAAUGGUUCGGCAGCCUAACCAACAUCUCUUUUCGCCGCUCCACGGAGAAAUCAGACUCAAAGGCCUCCAAGUCCAAGUCUGGACAAGAGGGUGAAUGUUCUGCCUCAGGACAGUUAGGUCCUAUUGUUGAGACAACACUGGAUGAUAUGGGGGCAAUGAGACCUCGCACUGCCAGCUAUGUGCGCUCCAGUCAGGAUUACACACACGUGGGCACGCUGCCUCGACUGCUGUCGAGAAAGAAGGACAAACAGUGCAAAGGAACUCUCAGCAGUAGCAAGAAGACUAAAGACAAGAGCAGCAUCACCAGAAGUCAGAGUCAGAGACCUGCAGGAGAAAAGAGAGAGGUUUUAGUGACACUCUCAGAUUGCUCUUCCAGUACGUCUAAGUGUAAAGAAAAAGAUACAGCUGACGCUCUGAUGGAAGGAGUCCACUCAGCUGAGGGGGAAGACAAGAUCCCAGAUGUUUCUUCUGCUGAUUCCAAAACACAGUCUGAACAUGGAGAAGAUGCAGCAGUCAUCCAAAACAGCCCUGCUGGACCCACUGUUCCUAGUGAAGAAGUGCUGCCAUCUGGUGGCCCAGGUGCAGCACUUCAAUCCACAGAUAGAAAUGUAUUAAAUGCAGAGGAGACUGCGGUUAGCCAGGAAGUCGAAGAAGCUAUUGAAAGUGAUGGAUUGGAGUUAAAUGAGAAGGAAAGGAACUCGGAGAAGAGAAAAGGCUUUGACAUUUACUGCCACAUGAAGCCGACAGAAGCCCCUAAAGAACAACUUCAGUUCUCAAAGGAGAAAUACCUUUUGGAGUCUCCCCCUGAGAAGCUUCGUAAAGAACUGGAAGAGGAGUUGAAACUGAGCCCCUCUGACAUCAGGAGCCAUGGCUGGUACCAUGGACACAUACCCAGAGAGGUGUCCGAGUCUCUGGUUUUGCGAAAUGGGGAUUUCCUUGUGCGAGAUUCUCUGACCAAUGUUGGUGAUUAUGUUCUGACCUGUCGGUGGGACAAUGAGGUUCUCCACUAUAAGAUCAGCAAAGUUCUGGUGAAAUCCAAUGAGACUAAGGUGCAGUAUAUGUUGGAGUCAGACAGUUUUGACUCCGUUCAGGAGCUUGUGCGUUUUUACGUUGGCCAACGCAAAGCGGUCUCCCAGUCCAGCAGCGCCCACAUCUACUGUCCCGUCAGUAGGACUCUACCUCUGCGCUACCUGGAGGCAACCUUCGCCCUCUCCAACAGCAAGCAUGGCUCUGCCUACUCGCCAUCCAGCCAGAGGGGUGCGUACAUCAAGAGGCGGAGCGUCACCAUGACCGACGGGCUGACGACAGAAAAGAUGAUGCCUCACAGUGACUCAGACAGCCCCAGUCCUGUUGAGACACCAGCAGCACCACCAGAACCAGAGCCGGAGCCUUUGUCCGAUUACAGCCCAUCAACCAUCCACCAUCAUAAAGACGCAAUGCGCAAUUGUGCAAUGAGUAUGGACCAGAUUCAGGAGUACCGCUGCCCCUUGUCGCCUGUUGGGGAAACCCCGCUGUCUCCAGCAUACAGUGCUAUCACGAGGCAGAGAGCCCAUUCAGGCGGACGGGUCCUGGCUGUCGUACCUCCCUCCCCCGUGAUACGCCGUUCCAGCGACCCUCAGCUCAGCCCCUCGGAUGGUAGUGCUCCUGCAGAAUUUCCCACACAAACCUGUCACUCUGCACACUCCUCACCUGCUCAUCAUGCUGCCUACCAAUCGCACUCCUCUGAGACGGCAGGGAGUUACUGUGACCUCAGACCCUGCCCCUCUGGGCCACCCAAACCCCCAGCUAAGAGCUAUGUGGAGCGAUUGCGAGUGGAAGAAGGAGGGAAAGGAGAAGCCAGAGAAGAAGGAGAGAGGACUUUCAGUCCCCCAGUGGUGGAGUCAACCUCCUUAUUCAGGCCAUCCAGGUAUGAGUCUUGCCUUCUUCCUGCUGAAAAUAAACCUCUGGAGAUGUCUGUGCUGAAGAGAGUAAAAGAACUGCUGGGUGAGGUUGAUGCCAGUACUGCAGCUAAACACAUCACCCUCGCGGACUGCAAGGUUGCUAGAAUAUUAGGUGUAACGGCAGAGAUGCAAAGGAUGAUGGGAGUGUCCUCAGGGUUGGAGUUGCUUACGUUGCCACAUGGACAUCAGCAGAGACUUGACUUGUUGGAGAGGUUUUACACCAUGUCUAUCAUGAUGGCAGUGGACCUCCUUGGCUGUACAGGAAGUACAGAGGAGAGAGCAGCCCUGCUUCACAAAACCAUCCAGCUGGCAGCAGAAUUGAAAAGUAACUUGGGAAACAUGUUUGGUUUUGCUGCUGUGAUGCGAGCUCUGGAGAUGCCUCAGAUUUCCCGCCUGGAGCAGACAUGGGUGACCUUACGCCAGAGACAUACAGAGGGCGCUAUUUUGUAUGAGAAGAAACUCAAACCGUUCUUGAAGAACAUGAAUGAUGGCAAAGAAUCCAGCGUCAUAUCCAACACCUCUUUCCCCCACGUCCUCCCUGUCCUGUCUUUGCUGGAGCGGGGCGCCGCCGUCGGAGAGGUACUAGAGCCCUGGGAAAGCUCGGAGGCGGGAGUGGAUGUGGUCAUGCACCACCUAGAGGCUGCACGCACCAUUGCACAUCACGGGGAGAUCUACAAAAAUACAGCUGAGAGCAAACUGCAGGGAUUCCAGGAGCAACCUGAGAUACGUGAGGUCUUCCAGACGGAGUUUCAGAUGCGUCUACUGUGGGGUAGCCGCGGUUCUGAGGGCAGCCAAUCAGAGCGCUACGAGAAGUUUGACAAAGUUCUCACAGCUUUGUCUCACAAACUAGAGCCUCCUGUGCGCCACAGCGAGCUAUAGCAUCUGCCCUGUAUCUUCCGAUCGCCAAAACACUCUUGUUGCACUUACCACUCACAGUGGUGUGGUUUUGUUUAGUGCUGCAAACUGGGAUGGAGAUGAUGAUGCUGAUGUGGACGAGGAGGGAGUGAUUGAGGAGGCAGCUAUAAGCGCACGAGAACAUUUCCUGUUGUUGGACAUGUGUUGCACUCACUGUGGAACAGGAAAAAAAAAAUCCUAUGUUCUUCCCUGUGGACUUACCUGCUAAAAUAUUUAAAUCCAAGGGAAAAGCUCUUCGAUGGGAACAUGUGUACCAUCGACUCUGAGGGCCAAAUGAAGCUCCAAAGUAUGGCUUCGAUCCAGUAUAACAUCAACACACAUCUGUCACCACAUUGCUGGGAUGACCAUAUUCCACCUAGCUCAUGAGAUGUUCAAUCUGUGUGAGUAUGCCUGCAUCAUGAGGUGUACUCCUCCAUUUUUAUGUCUGUUGUUUAAUUCAUUUUUUUGUUUACGAGUAUCAAAAAAUUGUGGAUAUUUCUUCAUGAUGUUCAUAAGAGUGCUGAUCACAAGGGAACCCUGCAAAUAAAAUCAUUUAAUAUGGAUCAAGCAACCCCAUUAAAUCCCAUUAAAAAUGUACCAGGUAUGCAUUAAUAAAUGCUGAUUUAAUGCAACAACUUGAAUGUGAGAGCUCAGUGAGGAUAAAGUGACCUUCCCCCUCUUCUGGCUGGCUAAGACAUUUCAUUUCAUAGGUCCUGUAUGCAAAAAUUAGCUUGAAGCAUUAUUGCAAAGACGACUCAAUGUGGAAUAUGUGCAUUUUAAAUUUCGUUAAUGAAAGGUUUCACAUAGUAUGGGAACAUUUUUGAACAUGUUUCAUUUUUUUCAAAGCUUACACAAUUGGUUGAUGCAUGUGACUAAAUCUUUCACCAAGACAAAUUUUGCUUAAUGGCAACUGUGUGUCAGACAUAUGAAGCAUAAAAAAGGAGUCUGUGGUAAUGUGCUCUUUAUGUGGAGAGAUUCUAAUGAGAGUCAGGGAAAGUACACGUCCAUCUCGAUAAAUCAGAAUACCAUUGAAAAGUUAAUUUGUUUCUGUAAUCCAGUUCAAAAAGUAAAACGUGUUUACUAAAAAGAUUAAUUGCAGUGGCUCUACCAGACGUGACAAACAAAAGCUUACUGGUUGACUGUGGAUCAGUGGAAAAUCAUCAUACAACUAAAAACUUUUGGAAAGGGGUCCAGCUUCUUCCUGCCACAUUUAAUUGUGAUUAUGGGCAAGGAAUUCAACCCCUUGUUCUCUACAAAUCUUCAUAUUUGUGUAUGGAGGGCUCACAUUUUUGAAUUGUAAAGCUCUUAGAGUGGUCAGUUUGACUAGAAAGGCACUGUAUGAAUUUAGUAGAUUUAUCAUUAGCAAACUGUUUGCAGAGUGCUGCAUCCAAGUAAGACAAAGGGAAAUCUAGCAGAAGGAUAAUUGUCAAGCAGAGGGGAUAUUUGCAGCCCAUUUAAAAUGUAACUAAAACUGAUGUUAAACAUCUCCACCCCAGACAAAUGUGGAAAAAUACCCCAAAGUCUUCAAAGCAAGAGACUAUCGCCCAGAUUUUUAGUCAUAAAGCACUAAGUCGAUUUUUGGGCAAAUAUUGCAAAAUUAAAAAGGAUUUCUCUAAAUUCUGAAGAUUUUCAGAGUAACAUAACAACAGCAAAUUUAAGGCCUAAUUAAUAUAAUUUGUCAACAAAAAAAUAUUGAGCCCUGGUUUAGUUAUUCUCUAAAGCAGGCAUCCUCAAAGUCGGUCCUGGAGGGCCGCUGUCCUGCAGGUUUUAGAGGUUUCCCUGCUCCAGCACAGCUGAUUUACAUUAAUAGUUGAUUACCGGUAACAGGCUUCUGCUGAAAUGCAAUCAUCAGAACCAGCUGUGCCCAAGCAGAGAAACCUCUAAAACCUGCAGGACACUCCAGGACCGACUUUGGGGAUGCCUGCUCUAAAGGUUGAAUAAAUCAGUAAACCUCUUCAGAUCUAUGUUUGUCAAUAAACAUACAUCCACAAAAUGCCCAUACUUUUCCAACACGCAUCUUCAGAUUAUGCAGCCAUGUUUGCUGAACACAGCUCACAUCAUUCAUCCUGCGAAGAUGUGCAGUACCUUUUCCUAAAGGAGAAACUUCACACACACCACUGAGCUCUGUGUCGACCCCCUCCUGCACGUAGAUCAGAAGCAUAUUUGCGAAUAGACUUUAACAAUAUCAGAACCUCUCAAUUAAUUGUGAAAUACAUAUGUAGACAAUGGAGGAAAAGAACAACCUGACAGUGAUAGAGCUCUAUCUCUCUCUUCCCUUAUGUUAAGCCACUUAUCCAAAGAAUACUCCAAACGCAUUUUACAUGGGGUAACAAGAAAAAUGAAAAUAUUUUUGUUUGGUUCACCGUAGGCAUAAAGGAGAGCAACAAAAUCAAAAUGAGUUUGUUCCAGUUAAAAAUUGUUUACUGUCAGGGAUGAUUUGUCAUUCGUAUUGAUGCCAUGAAAAAUUCUUAUUUUCCAAAGAUUUAAAUCUGGGUUUUUACUUUUCACUGAACCAUAUCAUUAAAAUGAAAAUAAAGUAUGUUUAUCUGUGAAUUACAGAAAUAAAUUGAUAUUUCCAUGAUAUUCAUCUGUGCUGACAUGCAAUAGUAUGUUGCAUUCAAUUAAUGUUCAGUUCGAAUAAUGACUAUGUUUUCCACUUAAUUAAUCAGCAAUAGCGCUCAAAUAAUUGUAACAACACCUGUUUUACUUUAAAGAUUGGUUAAAACUUCAGGCUCAUUUAUGUUUUAUUUUUUGCUGUAAUCUAGUCUGAGAGGGCUGGAGCCACCUCUCAGAACUAUGCAAUCAUUUUUGCCAGGAACCCUUAAGUUAUUUAAGGAACCAUAAUUUUUUUUUUUUUUUUUGUGGUCUUCAGAACAGUUGAUGGAGGACAUAAUAGAUAGCAAUUUCUUGGAAAGGUUCAGUUUAUUUAAAAUCUUUCAGUUGAUGUUGGAUCCGUGAUCUAUUCUGGAAUCAGCUGUACCGAUCAGACUUGGAGCCACUUUAGUCAGCAAAAAAAGGUAUAAAGACAUUACACAGAGGCAUGGAGAAAUGACGCAGAUCUUGCUUGUUUUGUGACCAAGAGGAUACCUACUGGCUUAGGUUUCAUUAAAAACAUUAAUGAUAAUGUGAAGUGCUUUUAUUUGUAUGAAGUAAGCAAAAAAAAAAAAGUCAGGAAAUGAUUCAGGACUGAUCUCAUGUUUCUUUUGUACUGUACAUAGUAAUUCAUUUUUUCAAAUAAAACAAUUGCUUGUGUCGA